Molecule: messenger RNA, 1719 nt
Organism: Cannabis sativa
Lineage: Eukaryota; Viridiplantae; Streptophyta; Magnoliopsida; Rosales; Cannabaceae
Exons: 1
Coding region: 1-1719 (572 amino acids)
Source: RefSeq, a predicted model, not a curated record
AUGGCAUCAGAACACAAGGAUUGUGAUGGAAGAAUUCGAUGUCCUUGUGUAAGAUGUAUAAAUAGUAGGUUUGAAAAAAUAGAUAGGGUUAGAGCACAUGUAUUUGAUCGAGGUUUCAUGCAAGGAUAUGAGAAGUGGAUCUAUCACGGCGAGCCUGAGGAUGUUGUCGAUGAUGUAGCAGUUGUUGAUGUUGAAUCAGAGGAUGAAAUGAUUCCUAUUCUAGAAGACUUCUUUCCCUCGACAACAGAGGAUGUACAAGGAGAAGAUGAACAACCAACCACAAACCCUCAUUUUGAUGAUUUAUUCGAGGAAAUUGAAGCUGAAUUGUAUCCCGGUUGUGAUUGGAUUUCGUCUCUCAACUUUUUAGCAAAGUUAUUGCAUUUAAAAGUUAGAGGAAAAAUUCCUAAUAACAUCUUUGAAGAAUUAUUGAAGCUUUUAAAGUUUGCAUUUCCGAAGGAAAAUAAUAUUCCAGCAACUUACUACGAGGCAAAAAAGAGAUUAAAGAAAUUAGGCUUGGGUUAUGAGUCUAUCCAUGUCUGUUUGUAUAAUUGUUGCCUAUUUUAUAAGGAGAAUGCAUCGAAGGAGGCUUGUCCAGUGUGCGAAACUAGUCGUUGGGUUACUUCCGAGAACGGCAAAGCAACAAAAGUUCCUUGCAAAGUCAUGCGAUACUUUCCGUUGACACCUCGACUUAAAAGAUUAUAUAGUUCGAGGAUUACAGCGAAGAGCGUGAUAUGGCAUCAUACUGGAAAAUCAAAAGAUGAUGGGGUGUUGCGACACCCGGUCGAUGGUUUAGCUUGGAAAGACUUUGAUGCAAAACAUCCCGAGUUUGCAAGGGACCCAAGAAAUGUUCGACUUGGGUUAGCUGCUGAUGGAUUUAAUCCAUUUGGCAACAUGAGUCUUGCAUACAGCAUGUGGCCAGUGGUGUUGGCUAACUAUAAUCUACCACCUUGGUUAUGUAUGAAAGAUAAUUAUUUUUUGUUAUCUACCCUAAUUCCUGGUGCAAAAUCUCCAGGUAAAGACAUGGAUAUAUUUUUAAGACCUUUGGUGGAUGAAUUAAAGGAGUUGUGGAAUAAUGGGGUACCAACGAGUGAUAGUUCGACCAACUCGAUGUUCACCAUGCGUGCUGCGCUUUUGUGGACAGUGAAUGAUUUUCCUGCUCGUAGUAGCUUGUCUGGGUGGAGUGGUCAAGGUUAUAAAGCUUGCCCUACUUGUAAUGAAGACACGACGUCCAUUCGAGUGAUCGGGAAGACAUCAUAUGUUGGUCAUCGAAGGUUCUUGCCAAGUAACCAUGCAAUGAGAAGGGAUACUCGAUUUGAUGGUAAAGUUGAAAGAAGACCUCCUCCAAGACGAUUUACUUGUGAAGAAAUAUUAUCACAAGUUAAUGCUCUCGAACCCCAAAUUCCCGGACAUCAUGAAAUUUUUGGGGGCGUGAAACGUAGAAGAGUUGCAGAAAAUUGUAAUUGGAGGAAAAAAAGUAUUUUCUACGAGUUGGAGUAUUGGAGCACGAAUAUUUUAAAACACAAUAUUGAUGUCAUGCAUGUUGAGAAGAAUGUGUGUGAUAGUCUCCUAGGAACCAUCUUGGAUAAUGAUAAAUCAAAGGACACAACCAAUGCGCGACAUGAUUUAAAGAAGAUGGGUAUUAGGGAAUCGUUUUGGAUUUAUGAAGAUGGGAAUGGGAGGCUAAUGAAACCGCAUGCUCCUUAUGUUUUGACUCGUUAG